AUGCAGGCCUUAAUAUUUGCCGUGGAGGAGAUUAACUCAGAUCCUGAGCUUCUUCCCAACAUUACUCUGGGCUUCCAGACUUUCGACACUUGCAAUAACGUACGUGGCGCGGCACAAGGGACUCUUUUGAUGCUAUCGGGGGGAAAUGAGAUCGUCCCAAAUUAUAACUGUCACCUCGGGGCGCCAUUAGUUGGAAUCAUUGGCGAAUCUGGGUCAACAAGGUCGAUUCUUAUGGCCCAGAUAUUGGGACUCUACAGAUACCCACAGAUCAGUUAUUUUGCAUCCAGUCCUAUUCUCAGCGAUCGGAACCUGUUUUCUUCCUUUUUCCGUACCAUACCCAGUGAUGAGUUUCAGAUGAGGGGUCUGGCCCAGUUGGUUUCUCAUUUUGGUUGGACUUGGCUCCUCCACCAUAUCAAAAAUGUAAACUUCAGCAUCAAAGAUGGGAGCCAUGUUUUUUUUGAUGCAAAAGGGAACCCACCAGUCAUCUAUGACAUUGUCAACUGGCGCCUGAGGGCUAAGGGCACCCUGGAACAGGCUGUCAUUGGGAAUUACAGUUACUUGAACUCCCUGGAUGGCAAAAUAUUAAAUAUAGACGGUGCUCAAAUGACAUGGAACAAUGGUGACACACAGGUUCCUCUAUCCAAGUGCAGCCCAAGUUGUCCUUCAGGAUUUAGGAAGGUGAUUGUACCAGGGAAACCCCCCUUUUGCUAUGAGUGUGCCCGGUGUCCCCAGGGGCAGAUAUCCAAUCAAACAGAUGCUGUGGAAUGUCAACUGUGUUCCUGGGACAUGUGGCCCAAUCUACAGCAGGACAGAUGCCUACCAAGGCCUACAGAGUUCCUUUCCUAUGGAGAUCCUUUGGGUUACAGCUUAGCAGCCAUUUCCAUCUUUUCUUCUUCAAUUCCUCUUAAUAUUUUGGGAGUUUUUAUUCAUUUUAAAAAGACGCCAAUAGUCCGAGCCAACAACUACUCCCUUAGCUGCCUUCUCCUGCUUUCCCUGUUCCUCUGUUUCCUUUGCUCUUUAGGGUUCAUUGGUUACCCACAGCCUGAAAAGUGCCUUCUGCGCCAGGUGGCAUUUGGGAUGGUUUUUGCCCUCUGCAUCUCCUGUGUUCUGGCCAAAACCAUCACUGUUGUCAUUGCCUUUAAUGCAACCAAACCCGGCAGCAGGUUAAGAAAGUGGACAGGGGUGAAGGUCUCCUACUGUGUCAUUGGGUUUUGUAUCUUUAUCCAGUUAUUUGUGUGUGUGAUAUGGCUGAUCUUUUUCCCUCCUGUCCCUGAACACGACACAGACACCAAACCAGGAGUAAUUAUAGUUAAUUGCAAUGAAGGGUCACCCACUGCUUUCUGGUGCAUGCUGGGAUACCUUGGCCUCUUGGCCUCCAUCAGUUUCAUUGUUGCCUUCCUGGCCAGACGCCUCCCUGACAGUUUCAAUGAAGCCAAAUUGAUCACAUUCAGUAUGUUGGCUUUCCUCAGUGUGUGGGUGUCCUUUAUCCCAGCCUAUCUCAGUGCCCGGGGCAUGUAUACUGUGGCAAUGGAGGUCUUUGCCAUCCUGUCUUCCAGUUGGGCUGUGGUGGGCUGUAUCUUUGUGCCAAAAUGCUACAUUAUAUUGUUCAGGCCCAACAUGAACUCCAGAGAACAUUUCAAAAUCAGUUAUUUUGCAACUAACCCUAUUCUCAGUGAUCGGAACCUGUUCCCUUCCUUCUUCCGUACCAUACCUAGUGAUGAGUUUCAGAUGAGAGGCCUGGCCCAGCUUAUCUCCUAUUUUGGAUGGACUUGGGUUGGCCUCGUGGCCAAUGAUAAUGAUUAUGGUCAAUAUGGACUUCAGAUUCUAAUGCAGGAGAUCAUCAAUGGUGGAGGCUGUGUGGCAUUUGCUGAGAAAAUAUUGACUGGCCGACCCAAUAUGAAUGCUCCUUACCUUGCCCAUGUUAUUAAAAUGUCCAAUGUAAAGGUGGUGGUUAUGAUAACUUCAAAUACUUAUUUUGUGGAGCUUAUGGAAGAGAUGUUGAGACAGAACGUGACAGGAAUUACCUGGAUUGUCAGUGAAGCAUUGUCAACUUCAAACUUACUGUCUAAGGAAAGCAUCAAGAGCAUCGUAUUGGGCACCGUUGGCUUUGCAAUUCAUCGUGGGAAGAUUCCACAAUUCACUGAACAUCUCAGAAGCCUCAGUCCUUCAAAAAACCUUAACGAUUUAUUCCUCAGGGAAUACUGGGAGCAGAUCUUCUCUUGUAAGGGAGUAACAUUUCAACCCAUUAGUGUCAUUGAUUUCAUUGAUUACACCGACAAUACUUCAGCUGUAUGUGGUUUAACAUUCCAGCUUCUCCACUAUGUCAACAAUGUGCGCUUCAAGACCACAGAUGGAAGUCAAGUAUUUUUUGAUGCAAAAGGAAACCCUCCUCCAAUAUACGACAUUGUCAGUUGGCGUCCCAGUACCAAGGGCACCCUGGAGCCGGCUAUGGUUGGGUUUUAUGAUCUGAAUUCUCCUGAUGGAGACACCUUGACUAUAGACACCACUGGAAUUACAUGGAAUAGCAACACACAGGUAUGA
Xenopus tropicalis (tropical clawed frog) is the source of this 2541-nucleotide messenger RNA. RefSeq names its product extracellular calcium-sensing receptor-like. Lineage: Eukaryota; Metazoa; Chordata; Amphibia; Anura; Pipidae. Gene Ontology annotation, biological process: G protein-coupled receptor signaling pathway. Gene Ontology annotation, cellular component: membrane; plasma membrane. The record is from RefSeq and is a predicted model, not a curated record. Gene Ontology annotation, molecular function: G protein-coupled receptor activity. The transcript is spliced from 7 exons. Bases 1 to 2541 code for a protein of 846 amino acids.